Molecule: messenger RNA, 844 nt
Organism: Rhizophagus irregularis DAOM 181602=DAOM 197198
Lineage: Eukaryota; Fungi; Glomeromycota; Glomeromycetes; Glomerales; Glomeraceae
Source: RefSeq, a predicted model, not a curated record
AAUUGAUAUCCCUAAUGAAUUUAGCAUGAAUAAGGAUUUUUACAAAACUUGCGCCGUUGGUAACUUAUUGAGGUGGAUUGCAGUAUCAUUCUUGGCGGCUGCAUGGAUCCUUUUUCUGUCUAUUUGGCACAAUCGAUCGAACGAAUUGUGGAACGAAUUGUGGAACAAACAACGGUGGAUUAUACAGUUGAACAUCAGAAAAUUCGUUAUACUUAUUUUUCUUAUUAGUGCGAUUUUAAUUCAAUCUGUCAGGAGUGGUUUAGUAUUAAGUAAUAAUUUUUGGCAAACAAAAGUCACAACAGCUCUUACUAUAGUGGCAAUAACUAGAUUAAUUGACAUUUACAAAAACGGUGGUUCAAGUUUGUAUGCAGAAAUAUUUUGGGGGAAAGAUGUGAAUGAGUCUACAAAUCCAUGAUUUACGUAUGAUAAACUAAAUAUUUGACGAAAUAUUUUUCUUCGUGUCUAAAAUAUAGAUAAGCCAAAUAUAUUGUUAAACAUUUUGAUUGCAUUAUUAUUUAUUAGUGUAGAAUUCUAUUUCAAACAUUAAAGCUAUGAUACAUAUAUUUGACUUUACCGAAUAACGGUAAUAUCUAGGGGAUAGAUGGGGUCAACUCAGGGUUACACAGACAUCAAAAACUACCCGAACUGAAGUCUUAUAAAAAUGGUUACACAAGAGAAAUCCUAUAUUAAAAUUGUACAAAAAUUUAUUUUUUUCGAUACACGUUUAAAGAAACGUAGCCGAUUUCAAAAGUUAAGUUUAUCCAUGUUAACCUUAUAUAGGCGAAGUGUUUCUACUUAAAUUGGACCACUGGUUAUUUAUUUAUUAAUUUUUACAAGUUUUUGU